Pipistrellus nathusii (Nathusius's pipistrelle) is the source of this 2373-nucleotide messenger RNA. The record is from the annotation of a GenBank genome assembly. NCBI's taxonomy places the organism in Eukaryota, Metazoa, Chordata, Mammalia, Chiroptera, Vespertilionidae.
AUGGGUAUCCAGGCACCGGGAUUGCUUAGCCCGUGGCCCUGGCUGCUGCUGCUCGUGGCUCUCCGGGGUUCUGAAGCCACAUCUGCUCUGAACAAGCCCACCGGUCCCCCCGCCCAGCAGGCGCCCGGGGCUGGCCUUGCCUCAGGCCCAGCGCUGGGCGAGAGGAUCACUGUCUUCGAGCUGGACUAUGACUACGUGCAGGUCCCCUACGAGGUCACCCUCUGGAUCCUUCUCGCUUCCCUGGCAAAAAUAGGCUUCCACCUGCACCACAGGCUGCCGGGCCUCAUGCCGGAGAGCUGCCUGCUCAUCAUUGUGGGCGCGCUGGUGGGCGCCAUCAUUUUUGGCACCGACCACAAAUCGCCUCCGGUCAUGGACUCCAACAUCUACUUCCUGUACCUCCUCCCUCCCAUUGUCCUGGAGGGCGGCUACUUCAUGCCCACCCGGCCCUUCUUGGAGAACAUCGGCUCCAUCCUGUGGUGGGCAGGCCUGGGCGCUCUGGUCAACGCCCUGGGCAUCGGCCUCUCCCUCUACCUCAUCUGCCAGAUCAAGGCCUUCGGCCUCAGCGACGUCAACCUGCUUCAGAACCUGGUGUUCGGCAGCCUGAUCUCCGCCGUGGACCCCGUGGCCGUGCUCGCCGUGUUCGAGGAGGCGCGCGUGAAUGAGCCGCUGUACAUGAUGAUCUUCGGGGAGGCCCUCCUCAACGACGGCAUCAGUGUGGUCUUAUACAAUAUACUGAUCGCCUUCACAAAGAUGCACAAGUUCGAAAGCAUCGAGCCUGUGGACGUUUUGGCCGGAUGUGCCCGGUUCAUUAUCGUGGGGGUCGGGGGAGUCUUUUUCGGAAUUAUUUUUGGAUUUGUUUCUGCGUUUAUCACACGUUUCACUCAGAACAUCUCUGCAAUUGAACCGCUCAUUGUCUUCAUGUUCAGCUAUUUGUCUUACUUAUCUGCUGAGACCCUCUACCUCUCGGGCAUCCUGGCCAUCACGGCCUGUGCAGUGACAAUGAAAAAGUACGUGGAGGAGAAUGUGUCCCAGACGUCCUACACGACCAUCAAGUACUUCAUGAAGAUGCUGAGCAGUGUCAGCGAGACCCUGAUCUUCAUCUUCAUGGGCGUGUCCACCGUGGGGAAGAACCACGAGUGGAACUGGGCCUUCGUGGGCUUCACGCUGGCCUUCUGCCUGCUCUGGAGAGCCAUCAGCGUGUUCACUCUCUUCUACGUCAGUAACCGCUUCCGGACCUUCCCUUUCUCCGCCAAGGACCAGUGCAUCAUCUUCUACAGCGGGGUCCGCGGAGCGGGCAGCUUCUCGCUGGCAUUUCUGCUGCCCCUGUCUCUUUUUCCUCGGAAGAACAUGUUCGUCACUGCUACUUUAGUGGUUAUAUAUUUCACUGUAUUUAUUCAGGGAAUCACAAUUGGCCCUCUGGUCAGAUAUCUGGAUGUUAAAAAAACCAAUAAAAAAGAAUCCAUCAAUGAAGAGCUUCACAUCCGUCUGAUGGACCACUUGAAGGCGGGAAUUGAAGAUGUAUGUGGGCAAUGGAGCCACUACCAAGUGCGAGACAAGUUUAAGAAAUUUGAUCAUAAAUAUUUACGGAAAAUCCUGAUCAGAGAAAACCUGCCGAGAUCCAGCAUCGUUUCCUUGUACAAGAAGCUGGAGAUGAAGCAAGCGCUUGAGAUGGCCGAGACCGGGGCGCUGAGCGCCUCAGCCUUCUCCAGGCCCCAUCAGGCCCAGCCAUCACAGGGAACCAAGAGGCUUUCCCCUGAGGACGUGGCAUCCAUGAGGGACCUGCUGACACGCAACAUGUACCAAGUUCGGCAGAGAACACCGUCCUAUAACAAAUACAACCUCCAACCCCAAACAACUGAAAAGCAGGCUAAAGAGAUCCUGAUCCGCCGCCAGAACACCUUGCGGGAGAGCAUGCGGAAAGGCCACAGCCUGCCGUGGGGAACGCCGGCUGGUGCCAAAAACAUCCGCUACCUCUCCUUUCCCUACAGCCGUCCUCGGCCAGCACGGGGAGGCGGGGCGGCUGCUGCCCUCGAAGAUGCGGACAGCAGCGAUUCAGAACUCUCCUUCGCCAUGUUCCAUGAGCACUCUCCAGCACGGUCGCUGCAAGAGAGACAACGGAUACAACAAAUAACCACAGUGAAGAGUUUAAACAGAGGAGGGAAGCUCUCCAGCUCUGGUUAUCAAAUAAGUCCAAGCCAAGAAGAGCAUGUUGGCCGGAGCAGAAAGGCUUUGAGGCCCAAACCGCUAUUCCACCCGGUGGAUGAGGAGCGUGAAUCUGGAGAGGAGAGCGGGGAAGAGGCCUCCCCCCCAGGUGCCGGGCAGUGGGCUGAGCACGGAAGGGAGCCCAGGAGGCCUUUGCUCCGAAGGAAGUAG